AUGACUGAAUGGAAAAAAAUCUUUGCUGCCAUUCACAAGAACAACUCUUUUGUUUGGCCACAAUUAUGGGCUCUAGGUUGGGCUGCUGAUGCCAAGAGUAUGGCCAGAGAUGGUUUAAGAUACGACGGUGCUACUGACGGUGUUUACAGUAACGACCAAUACGGUAAAAUCGCCAAGGAAAACGACAUCAAGAUCCAUGGUUUGACUAAGGAUGAUAUCAAACAAUACAUUAAGGAUUAUGUUACGGCUGCUAAAAAGUGUAUUGCUGCAGGUGCUGAUGGUGUUGAAAUUCAUUCUGCCAAUGGUUAUUUGUUAAAUCAAUUUUUAGACAUUAACUCUAAUAAAAGAACUGAUGAAUACGGUGGUUCAAUUGAAAACAGAGCUAGAUUUCCAUUGGAAGUUGUUGAUGCAUUAAUCGAAGCUAUUGGUGCUGAAAAGGUUGGUAUCAGAUUUUCUCCAUAUGGUACUUUCAACGAUAUGGCUGGUGGUUCUAACCCAUUGGGUGUCGCUCAAUUUGCUUACAUCACUGGUGAAUUAGAAAAGAGAGCUAAAGCUGGUAACCGUCUUGCCUUUAUUCAUUUAGUCGAACCUCGUGUCACUAAUCCAUUCUUAACUGAAGGUCAAGGUGAAUACACUGAUGGUACCAAUGAUUUCGUGUACUCUAUCUGGAAAGGUGUUAUUAUCAGAGCCGGUAACCUUGCUUUACACCCAGAAGUUGCAAGAGAAUUCAUGAAAGACGAUGGAACCUUGCUAGGUUAUGGUAGAUUAUGGAUUGCUAACCCAGAUUUAGUUGACAGAUUAGAAAAAGGUUUGCCAUUAAACAAAUAUAACAGAGAUUUAUUCUACGCCAUGACUUCUGAAGGUUACUUUGAUUAUCCAACUUACGAUGAAGCUAUCAAGAUGGGUUGGGAUAAACAAUAA
This is a messenger RNA of Henningerozyma blattae CBS 6284, 921 nucleotides long. RefSeq lists its product as uncharacterized. NCBI's taxonomy places the organism in Eukaryota, Fungi, Ascomycota, Saccharomycetes, Saccharomycetales, Saccharomycetaceae. Gene Ontology annotation, molecular function: NADPH dehydrogenase activity; FMN binding. Bases 1 to 921 code for a protein of 306 amino acids. The transcript has a single exon. The record is from RefSeq and is a predicted model, not a curated record.